Cucurbita pepo subsp. pepo (vegetable marrow) is the source of this 784-nucleotide messenger RNA. Its product is annotated as ubiquitin-conjugating enzyme E2 20. Lineage: Eukaryota; Viridiplantae; Streptophyta; Magnoliopsida; Cucurbitales; Cucurbitaceae. The record is from RefSeq and is a predicted model, not a curated record.
CCCUUAAAAUCAGAGCCCUAAUUCUUCGUCUCUCUCCUUCGAUUUAAGCCCUACAGUCUCCCUUCUCUCCCUUCCAACGUCUAAUCGAUACUUCGUUGGUGGAGAAAUUCCUUGGAUUAUUCGCGAAUUACUCGUGUCUUCUGUAAUUUGGAUCAGAGAGAAUGGCGGCCAUUAACCGAUACACUGAUAACACGACGCCGGCUAACCCUGUUGUUUCUCCAGCCAAGCAAUCCUUACCGCCGGCCAAAACCGCGGACUCUCAGUCCGUUCUCAAAAGGUUGCAGUCUGAGUUAAUGGCUCUAAUGAUGAGCGGAGACUCUGGGAUUUCAGCCUUUCCGGAGGAGGACAACAUAUUCUGCUGGAAAGGGACAAUAACCGGAAGCAAAGACACAGUGUUUGAGGGAACAGAGUAUAGACUAUCCUUUUCGUUCCCUAACGAUUACCCUUUUAAGCCACCAAAGGUGAAGUUCGAGACUGGCUGCUUUCACCCAAAUGUCGACAUUUAUGGCAAUAUUUGCUUGGACAUACUUCAGGAUAAAUGGUCAUCAGCCUAUGAUGUGAGAACAAUACUUCUAUCCAUCCAGAGUCUGCUUGGAGAACCAAACACAAGCUCACCUUUAAACACCCAAGCAGCCCAAUUGUGGAGCAAUCAAGAAGAUUAUAGGAAAAUGGUGGAGAAAUUGUACAAGCCUCCAACAGCAGCAGCUUAGAUUGUUUUAGUUUCCCAAAUGAUUUUUUUUUUUUUUUUUUUUUUUUUUUUUUUUUUUUUUUUUUUUUUUUUUUU